AUGGCCAAUUCCCUGAACGGCCGGAACCCGCGCAAGGGACGGAUCCUGGGCUUCAUUGAUGCCAUUCAGGAUGCUGUGGGCCCCCCCAAGCAGGCAGCUGCCGACCGGAGGACUGUGGAGAAGACCUGGAAGCUUAUGGACAAAGUGGUAAGAUUGUGUCAAAACCCAAAGCUUCAACUCAAAAACAGCCCACCUUACAUACUUGACAUUUUACCUGAUACUUACCAACAUUUGCGACUUAUACUGAGCAAAUAUGAUGACAACCAGAAACUUGCACAACUCAGUGAGAAUGAAUAUUUUAAAAUCUACAUUGACAGUCUCAUGAAAAAAUCAAAACGGGCUAUAAGACUCUUCAAAGAAGGAAAGGAAAGAAUGUAUGAGGAGCAGUCACAGGACAGGAGAAACCUAACAAAGCUGUCCCUCAUCUUCAGCCACAUGCUAGCAGAAAUAAAGGCUAUUUUUCCAAAUGGCCAAUUCCAGGGUGAUAACUUUCGUAUCACCAAAGCCGAUGCUGCAGAUUUCUGGAGAAAAUUCUUUGGAGAUAAAACUAUAGUGCCAUGGAAAUUGUUCAGGCAGUGCCUUCAUGAAGUUCAUCAGAUAAGCUCUGGUUUGGAAGCAAUGGCUCUUAAAUCUACUAUUGACUUGACCUGCAAUGACUACAUUUCAAUUUUUGAAUUUGAUAUCUUCACUAGAUUAUUUCAGCCGUGGGGUUCAAUCUUAAGGAAUUGGAACUUCUUAGCUGUGACACAUCCUGGGGCAUUCCUGACAUAUGAUGAAGUGAAAGCGAGGUUGCAGAAAUACAGCACUAAACCUGGGAGCUACAUUUUCAGACUGAGUUGCACUCGCUUGGGACAAUGGGCCAUUGGAUAUGUGACUGGCGAUGGGAACAUAUUGCAGACCAUACCUCACAAUAAGCCUCUGUUUCAAGCUUUGAUUGAUGGCAGCCGGGAAGGAUUCUAUCUGUUCCCAGAUGGACGAAGUUAUAAUCCUGAUUUGACAGGAUUGUGUGAACCCACACCACAUGAUCACAUAAAAGUCACGCAGGAGCAGUAUGAAUUGUAUUGUGAAAUGGGUUCCACUUUUCAGCUGUGUAAAAUCUGUGCAGAAAAUGACAAGGAUGUGAAGAUAGAGCCUUGUGGACACCUUAUGUGCACUUCUUGUCUUACAGCGUGGCAGGAAUCUGAUGGCCAAGGCUGCCCUUUCUGCCGCUGUGAAAUCAAAGGAACUGAACCAAUCAUUGUGGAUCCCUUUGAUCCAAGGGAUGAAAACUCCAGGUGCUGCAGUAUUAUUGAUAGCUUUAGUAUGCCCAUGCUGGACUUGGAUGACGAUGAUGAUAGAGAAGAGUCUUUAAUGAUGAAUCGUUUGGCUUCAGUCCGAAAG
Messenger RNA from Fulmarus glacialis (Northern fulmar), 1380 nucleotides. RefSeq names its product E3 ubiquitin-protein ligase CBL-B-like. NCBI's taxonomy places the organism in Eukaryota, Metazoa, Chordata, Aves, Procellariiformes, Procellariidae. The record is from RefSeq and is a predicted model, not a curated record. Gene Ontology annotation, cellular component: membrane raft; plasma membrane. Gene Ontology annotation, biological process: cell surface receptor signaling pathway; negative regulation of epidermal growth factor-activated receptor activity. Gene Ontology annotation, molecular function: phosphotyrosine residue binding; SH3 domain binding; ubiquitin protein ligase activity.